This is a messenger RNA of Solanum stenotomum, 1344 nucleotides long. Its product is annotated as nudix hydrolase 9. Gene Ontology annotation, molecular function: GDP-mannose hydrolase activity. The record is from RefSeq and is a predicted model, not a curated record. The transcript is spliced from 9 exons. Lineage: Eukaryota; Viridiplantae; Streptophyta; Magnoliopsida; Solanales; Solanaceae. The coding region runs from base 75 to 977 and encodes 300 amino acids.
AACUCAUCUUCUCCUACAAUUUCACUGUACUUUGAUCAAUCGAGCGUCUGUGUGUGUUCGAUCGGAGAGAACAAAUGGAGGAGAAACUCAGCUGCGAUGGAGGUCACGAAUUCAAGCUGCUCUUCUCAUGUCCUUCUGGUUUAUCUCCUUCACAGGUGUCAGUUGUUUUCGAUGAAGCAUACGAUAGGAAUCCCCAUCCCGAUCAUACUUUGGAGAAGUCUAUUUCUGAGAUAUGGGAUGCAAGAGUUCAACAAAGUUCAUCACUUUACAAUGGAACGAAGUUCAGGUACGGUGGGUACAACUUUAAUGUAGAGAAUGAUCCCAAGCAACAACCUCACGUUUCCCUUCAUCUUGGUCUGACAGAUUAUAGGACAUUCGUGGGAACAAAUUUAAGUCCUAUGUGGGAAGGAUUUCUUGUUCCAUCUGAAGAUGAUUGUAUACAGUGUCAGCACACAUCAAGUCCUCUGGGUAAUGGGGCAGUUGUGGAGACUUCUGACAGAAGAAUACUUGUGCUUCAGAGAAGUAAUAAAGUUGGAGAAUUCCCUGGAUAUUUUGUUUUUCCUGGAGGCCAUGCAGAGCCCCAAGAAGUUGGAAUAAUCUCCCAUGAAGGCUUCCAAGAGCUGAAUCAGUGUCACAUGAUUAACAGCAAAGUUUCUCAGGAAAUGUUUGACAGCAUUGUCCGUGAAGUUGUUGAAGAAAUUGGAGCUCCUGCAGAUUCCCUCUCCAGCCCCAUCUUUAUUGGUAUAUCGCGAAGAGUAUUGAAUGUUAGACCAACUGCUUUUUUCUUCAUCAAAUGCAAUCUUCGGUCAGAGGAAAUUCAACAACUGUAUUCUAGUGCACAGGAUAGCUUCGAGUCAACUCAGCUUUAUGCUGUUUCAAUGAGUGAUCUAGAGAACAUGGCUUCUAAAAUGCCUGGCUGCCACAGGGGAGGCUACGCACUCUACAAAUUAAUGGUGCAAGACACGAGUGAUAACUAAUCACAUCGUUAGCUGAUUUAGCCUCUUAAUCUCGUCUGCCUGAUUUAUUCAUGUUUGCCUCACAGUCGUUGAUGUUCAAUCACAUCAAGGCGAGUGAUAGCUAAUCACGUCUUCUGCUAAAAAAGGAAUGCAGCCUCUUAAUCUCUUGUAUGCCUUAUUUAUACAACGUUUGUCUCUCAGUCCUUGAUGUGCAAUCUCAUGCUGUGCUGUUUCAUUGAUCAAAAGAAAAGUUCCCAUGGAUCUAAAUGAGCCAACAUACACUACACAGAUUAUGUAAUUUUGUCAUAUUGAAUGACAAGCAAACACAUUUGUCUUUGCUUCUUUGCUAUGUAUUGAGCUGUAUUAGUUUUAUUUUAUGAAUUGAUUC